AUGUCCAAUGGCUGGGCAUCGGUCUGGUGCUGGGCAUCGGUCUGGUGCUGGGCAUCGGUCUGGUGCUGGGCAUCGGUCUGGUGCUGGGCAUCGGUCUGGUGCUGGGCAUCGGUCUGGUGCUGGGCAUCGGUCUGGUGCUGGGCAUCGGUCUGGUGCUGGGCAUCGGUCUGGUGCUGGGCAUCGGUCUGGUGCUGGGCAUCGGUCUGGUGCUGGGCAUCGGUCUGGUGCUGGGCAUCGGUCUGGUGCUGGGCAUCGGUCUGGUGCUGGGCAUCGGUCUGGUGCUGGGCAUCGGUCUGGUGCUGGGCAUCGGUCUGGUGCUGGGCAUCGGUCUGGUGCUGGGCAUCGGUCUGGUGCUGGGCAUCGGUCUGGUGCUGGGCAUCGGUCUGGUGCUGGUGCUGGGCAUCGGUCUGGUGCUGGGCAUCGGUCUGGUGCUGGGCAUCGGUCUGGUGCUGGGCAUCGGUCUGGUGCUGGGCAUCGGUCUGGUGCUGGGCAUCGGUCUGGUGCUGGGCAUCGGUCUGGUGCUGGGCAUCGGUCUGGUGCUGGGCAUCGGUCUGGUGCUGGGCAUCGGUCUGGUGCUGGGCAUCGGUCUGGUGCUGGGCAUCGGUCUGGUGCUGGGCAUCGGUCUGGUGCUGGGCAUCGGUCUGGUGCUGGGCAUCGGUCUGGUGCUGGGCAUCGGUCUGGUGCUGGGCAUCGGUCUGGUGCUGGGCAUCGGUCUGGUGCUGGGCAUCGGUCUGGUGCUGGGCAUCGGUCUGGUGCUGGGCAUCGGUCUGGUGCUGGGCAUCGGUCUGGUGCUGGGCAUCGGUCUGGUGCUGGGCAUCGGUCUGGUGCUGGGCAUCGGUCUGGUGCUGGGCAUCGGUCUGGUGCUUGGGCAUCGGUCUGGUGCUGGGCAUCGGUCUGGUGCUGGGCAUCGGUCUGGUGCUGGGCAUCGGUCUGGUGCUGGGCAUCGGUCUGGUGCUGGGCAUCGGUCUGGUGCUGGGCAUCGGUCUGGUGCUGGGCAUCGGUCUGGUGCUGGGCAUCGGUCUGGUGCUGGGCAUCGGUCUGGUGCUGGGCAUCGGUCUGGUGCUGGGCAUCGGUCUGGUGCUGGGCAUCGGUCUGGUGCUGGGCAUCGGUCUGGUGCUGGGCAUCGGUCUGGUGCUGGGCAUCGGUCUGGUGCUGGGCAUCGGUCUGGUGCUGGGCAUCGGUCUGGUGCUGGGCAUCGGUCUGGUGCUGGGCAUCGGUCUGGUGCUGGGCAUCGGUCUGGUGCUGGGCAUCGGUCUGGUGCUGGGCAUCGGUCUGGUGCUGGGCAUCGGUCUGGUGCUGGGCAUCGGUCUGGUGCUGGGCAUCGGUCUGGUGCUGGGCAUCGGUCUGGUGCUGGGCAUCGGUCUGGUGCUGGGCAUCGGUCUGGUGCUGGGCAUCGGUCUGGUGCUGGGCAUCGGUCUGGUGCUGGGCAUCGGUCUGGUGCUGGGCAUCGGUCUGGUGCUGGGCAUCGGUCUGGUGCUGGGCAUCGGUCUGGUGCUGGGCAUCGGUCUGGUGCUGGGCAUCGGUCUGGUGCUGGGCAUCGGUCUGGUGCUGGGCAUCGGUCUGGUGCUGGGCAUCGGUCUGGUGCUGGGCAUCGGUCUGGUGCUGGGCAUCGGUCUGGUGCUGGGCAUCGGUCUGGUGCUGGGCAUCGGUCCUGGUGCUGGGCAUCGGUCUGGUGCUGGGCAUCGGUCUGGUGCUGGGCAUCGGUCUGGUGCUGGGCAUCGGUCUGGUGCUGGGCAUCGGUCUGGUGCUGGGCAUCGGUCUGGUGCUGGGCAUCGGUCUGGUGCUGGGCAUCGGUCUGGUGCUGGGCAUCGGUCUGGUGCUGGGCAUCGGUCUGGUGCUGGGCAUCGGUCUGGUGCUGGGCAUCGGUCUGGUGCUGGGCAUCGGUCUGGUGCUGGCAUCGGUCUGGUGCUGGGCAUCGGUCUGGUGCUGGGCAUCGGUCUGGUGCUGGGCAUCGGUCUGGUGCUGGGCACUGGUCUGGUGCUGGGCAUCGGUCUGGUGCUGGGCAUCGGUCUGGUGCUGGGCAUCGGUCUGGUGCUGGGCAUCGGUCUGGUGCUGGGCAUCGGUCUGGUGCUGGGCAUCGGUCUGGUGCUGGGCAUCGGUCUGGUGCUGGGCAUCGGUCUGGUGCUGGGCAUCGGUCUGGUGCUGGGCAUCGGUCUGGUGCUGGGCAUCGGUCUGGUGCUGGGCAUCGGUCUGGUGCUGGGCAUCGGUCUGGUGCUGGGCAUCGGUCUGGUGCUGGGCAUCGGUCUGGUGCUGGGCAUCGGUCUGGUGCUGGGCAUCGGUCUGGUGCUGGGCAUCGGUCUGGUGCUGGGCAUCGACGCCCUGGGUGGGCUGCCCCUCGUGGAAGAGCGAGGCACCGGAGAGUUUGGUGGCCUCCUUAAGCGGCUGCAGCAGCGCGAGGCGGAUGUCGGCCGGUAG
Messenger RNA from Closterium sp. NIES-65, 2415 nucleotides. The record is from the annotation of a GenBank genome assembly. NCBI's taxonomy places the organism in Eukaryota, Viridiplantae, Streptophyta, Zygnematophyceae, Desmidiales, Closteriaceae.